GGAGGAUUCACACAUAGACUGAGCAUGCGCUGUUGUCCACACGACAUGACGGAACUGUGUGGUCCUUUGUGAUGAAUGCAGAGCAACGGAGGAUUCACACAUAGACUGAGCAUGCGCUGUUGUCCACACGACAUGACGGAACUGUGUGGUCCUUUGUGAUGAAUGCAGAUUCAAACAAAACCUUCAGCUGUCACUCCAAGAUAUGUCGAUGGCACAGAGUCCGGCCUCCCGAGGAAAAUCAAGAGAGAGGAGCCAGAGCCAAACUAAUCAGGUGCCAUUCUCCCCCGAGUUCUCCAAGAUGCUGAUGAAAAGCAGUCCACGCUUUGGUUCCUUGAGUCACCACUCGUUCUUCUCCCGGCACAACCCUCAUCCAAACAGAGUUAAACAUAUUCAAGGACUCAAUGGCAGGCCCGUCUGCAUGGUGAGGGAUGAUUGGUUUGUCACCUCGUCCUUAUUUCCUCAUCCUCUUCUCAAGAGUCACGUCCUCAGGAAAGCACCUAAUCAAGCCUUAGCUUUUCUCCUCCCUCAGAAUCUUUAUGGAGUGAGCACAAAUAAAUCAGCAGCACAAUUUUCAGAGGCCUGGAGGGAUGAACUUAAAGACCUUGCCGCAAAAGUCAGUUUGUCUCCUCAAGCACAAAAGGACAAAAAAGACGACCAACCGGAGGAAGAAUUUGUCCUCCGAAAGACUCAAUAUUCAGCUGAAACGGGGAGAAUCAUCCCUUCAUCCACAAACUCUUACCAACGCAGACCCUAUUCACAACGCCUGACGUAUCCUCAGACAUUUCACGAUCAAGAACUCAUGGUGUUUGAGCUUCUUUGUCAGAUCCUGCAGACAGAUUCGCUGUCGGCUGUCCAGCAGUGGCUUCUGCUUGCAGGUCAAAGAGAGAAAGACCUGGUGAUGGGGAUGAUCAAGCAGGCUAUGGAUGGUGCCGACCUCUCGGGUCAUCAUCAGCAGAAUUUCCAGCCGCUCCAGGCUUUUCAUCCUGGUGCAUCUCCGUCUGUGUACGGUCCAUCGUCCCAUCAGCCGUGGAGAAAACAACAGAGAACGAGCUUAUACAAAGAGAUGCAAGCCUCCAGCAACGACAAACCAGAGAGGAUUGGAGAUGCAGAGGUCCUUGAAGUCCACUCAGAAGCUCAGGAGGAUCUUCAAGAUCCCCUCCUUCAGAAUGUAUAGAGUUCUCUAAUUUCUAUAGAGAUAACUGCAUUAUGGUUUCCUUAUUUUGAGGAUUAAUUGGUUCCCUUGUUUAUUGGUCCAAUACUGUAGCAUAUUUGCCAUAUAGAUGUUUCUUAGACACAUACAUCAAUUUAAUGAGAUACCGUAAUUUAAUUUGUAAUUGAAUAAAGCAUUAUACAAUAGGCGUGAUGGUUUUACAUGAUACUGUGGAUGAUGUUGCGAAUUGUAUAUCGCUCAUCUGGAGGAUCAUGUUUUUAAGUGUAACUCGUUUGCAGGGGAAUAAAACUUGAAUCUUGAU
This is a messenger RNA of Cyclopterus lumpus (lumpfish), 1472 nucleotides long. It is a transcript of the gene tbata, whose product is annotated as thymus, brain and testes associated. The transcript has 11 exons. Bases 203 to 1174 code for a protein of 323 amino acids. Lineage: Eukaryota; Metazoa; Chordata; Actinopteri; Perciformes; Cyclopteridae. The record is from RefSeq and is a predicted model, not a curated record.